Messenger RNA from Neoarius graeffei (lesser salmon catfish), 3625 nucleotides. It is a transcript of the gene pax5, whose product is annotated as paired box 5. The transcript has 11 exons. Gene Ontology annotation, molecular function: RNA polymerase II cis-regulatory region sequence-specific DNA binding; DNA-binding transcription factor activity, RNA polymerase II-specific. The coding region runs from base 119 to 1369 and encodes 416 amino acids. Lineage: Eukaryota; Metazoa; Chordata; Actinopteri; Siluriformes; Ariidae. The record is from RefSeq and is a predicted model, not a curated record. Gene Ontology annotation, biological process: regulation of transcription by RNA polymerase II; anatomical structure development.
AAUCUUUAAAAAAAAUACAAAAUAAAUAAACAAAAAAAAAAGAGAAAGAAAAAAAAAUCCGAACAUCACGUCGUUCAAGUCGUUUAACCCGCCUGGAAGUGGCCGUGACCUCUGACCUAUGGAAAUUCACUGCAAGCACGACCCGUUCGCCGCAAUGCAUAGGCACGGAGGGGUGAACCAGCUUGGGGGGGUGUUUGUGAACGGGCGGCCGCUGCCUGAUGUGGUGAGACAAAGAAUUGUAGAGUUGGCGCACCAAGGUGUCCGGCCAUGCGACAUUUCCCGCCAGCUUCGCGUCAGCCAUGGCUGCGUCAGCAAGAUCCUGGGCAGGUACUACGAGACGGGCAGCAUCAGGCCUGGCGUGAUUGGAGGAUCCAAACCAAAGGUUGCUACACCCAAAGUCGUCGACAAAAUCGCCGAUUACAAACGCCAAAACCCCACCAUGUUUGCCUGGGAGAUACGAGACCGACUACUGGCCGAGAGAGUGUGCGACAAUGAUAGCGUUCCCAGCGUCAGCUCAAUCAACAGGAUCAUUCGCACUAAAGUCCAGCAGCAGCCUGGCCAAUCAGGAAGCGUCUCUGCGCAUAAUUUAGUGUCCACCGUGGCAGUGACCCAGGUCUCCGCGGUAACCAGUGAUGCCGCAGGCUCCUCUUACUCCAUCAGUGGAAUUCUGGGAAUCAGCUCAGCGGCUGAUGCGAGCAAGAGAAAGAGAGAUGAAAAUCUUCAGGAUUCUUCGCUGGCAAACGGCCACGCCCACUCAGGGCGGGACUUCCUGCGCAAGCAGAUGCGGGGGGAGCUCUUCACCCCACAGCAGCUCGAGGUACUGGACUGCGUGUUCGAUCCUGACAUUUAUCCCACCCCUGAUACCAACAAGCCCGCCCAGACGGCUGAUUACUCGGCGAUGGCGUCUCUGGCCGGCGGCCUAGAAGAGAUGAAGAGCAGUCUGGCCAAUCAGACGGCAGCGGAUUUGGGCCCAAGUGUAGCAGGACCUCAGAGUUACCCGCUAGUGUCAGGUCGUGAUCUAGGCAGCACCACGCUUCCAGGUUACCCGCCUCACGUUCCCCCAGCUGGCCAGGGCAGCUACUCAACCCCAUCACUCACAGGAAUGGUGCCCGGGGGUGAGUUCUCGGGCAGUCCGUACUCCCACCCACAGUACUCCACAUACAACGAGUCAUGGAGGUUUGCCAACCCGAGCCUGCUGGUGUUCCAGCAGGAGUAUGGCUCUCUUCUAGGCUCAGAAAGAGCAGCUUCUUCAAGCCUUUUUCCCGGCCAGACCACACAACCUGCAGGAUCUCCGUAUUACUACGGCGCAGCCACACGGGGUUCAGGACCUGCAGCCACGGCCACGGCCAGCGCCUACGAUCGCCACUGAGAGGAGAGGAGGAGUGAAAAUGAGAAGGAGGAGCGCUACAUGGCGUGAAGGAGAGGACAGACGAACAGAGAGAGGGAGAGACUACGUCUUUUUUCACAUCAGUGAAGCUUGCGUCCUUUUAUUCAGAACUUUUGCUUGACCAAACACACACACAGACGUUAAUCACCACUAGUACCGGGAUCUCCAAAAAUCCCAUUACAUUAGUAAGCACCUUUUUCUAUGGUAGCAAUUAAUGAAAUGAUGACGUACACAACAUUCCAUUGCUGUAAUAAAAAGAAUUGAAGUUUUUUUUUUAAAUUACAUAUGUCAAAGUCAUAUUAUACUGCGAACUGCACAGAAUUGUUGUAUGUGAUUUAUAAAAGGCGGCGCGUCGAAGCACCUCUUCUCUUUCUCUGUGUAGAUAAAUGCUCUUAACUCGUGUACAAAAUGCCCUGUACGUUUGUCAGAUUUAAAGCUAUUUAUGAUGGAGACAGAGUAAUAUAUAUAUUAAAAAAAAUGUAUGUGUAAAAGUUUACCACGGACACAAGUUCCAAUUCUACCAGGAGACGUUUUUUUCUUUUUUUUUUUAAUUCUCAGCCUGUUUUUGGUACAAUUCCAGUGUUUUGCUCCUAUAAGAUAAGAUUGGAGGACUGCUCACUGGGAAAAGAGAAGCAUGGCUAUUUUUAAUGAAACUGCCUCUGGCAAUAUAAUUGGCUGAAUUUAAAGGUUUCGUAGACAGGUAGCAUUUUUUUUCCAAACAACGUUACUGUGUUUUUACGGUACUUGGCCGCAUACACAGACACACAAUUCUGUAUUUUUUAUUUGAACAAAACAUGAUGGUCAUUUUGAAACCGUUAUAAGACUGGCUAAUUUCUGAGAAAAAAAUUUAAGCCAGCUCAUUAAGGAGGGAUUUUGUCUAGCCUGAACUUCCUCAACAGGAAAUGAUGUUAUUCACCUUUAGGAAAAACAAACAAACAAACAAACAAACAAACAAACCACAGUCCAUGUACAUUUUUGGUUCUCCAAGACAGAAGCGAUGUAAGGUACUAGAUCUAGGUGAAUAAGGUGUACGCUGCAUCUGCUAGGUCCUUUAACUAAUUGAACAAAACGAUGUUCCUUUAAGAAGGAACAACUACAACGACAAGCAUUUGUACCCUUUCGACAUUUUUUCUUUCCUCCACUGGAGAAAGUGCUGUCGGUCUCCUGAACUUCCCCAAAGAUCCAAUUCAAGACAGUAAACAUGAAGACAAAUCAUUUGGCGAUACGUUCUUCCUUCCCUCCCUCCCUCUCUCUCUCUCUCUCUCUCUUUUAUUUUCUCCAAGUGCUCGUUCAUUCAUUCUGCGCCAAGACAAUGCAUGAAACCGUGGUGAAGGCCUUAGCGAACUCAAACGCAACCUGUACAUAGCGCCAUCUUGACAAAAUCGUCCCUCGUGUGUCCUGUUAAAGAUGUACAAUACAGCGAUCGUUUACUGCCAUGCAAGCUUUUUGGAUCCCAGUAUACAUAUCUAACUUUAGAUUCUAGUGGAUGAGGAAAGAAACGUGUCCUUUAUUUAGCUAUCGUUCGUGGUGUGUGUUCCCACAUCUUGAUUUUUUUUUCCCUUUUGGAUACGCUGUGCAUUUCCGAGUAGCUUUUUUACCGAGUGGAGAACAUUGUAGAUUUAGUAGUCACGAACACCAAAACUUUUGAUGUGAAAUGUGAGGAAAAAAAAAACUAUAUCUAUGAAUAUACAAUAUAUAUAAAGACGCUGAUAGUUUUCACUUUUUUAUGUUCUGAACUGUAACGUAGCAUUAGAAAUACCUUCGUUCGUAGACCUUAAGUUGCGUGUUACGCAACUCUAAAGAAACCCUUGAUGCCGUUCGCCACAACGCUCCUGGCGACCUUUGAACCUUUUAGUCUGAGGCAUUAUGAACCUGAAAUACACCAGCUGAAAUCGAGGACAGUGCCUUUACUUUUUCUAUCGAGUCAUCCCGAAUGACCACGCGUCACUAAAAUACGAACACAAGGUCAUAGGACCGCGCCAAUCAACAGAUCCACCAGUGCCACUGACCAGACGUGUGUUUCAGGCUGAAGAAAACGAAUGCAGAUCUUUAAAUCAGAGAGGCUAAUUAAUCAAUCACCGAACACACGGAUUAAACCAAACAAACGAGGCCAAGUCUGUCGCGAGUAGAAAUCUGUACCGUAUUAUAACACUGUGGUGUUUUGACAAAAAUGAGUGCAAAAUCUAAGUAGCAAUUUUGUUCACUUUUAUAUAAAAUGAUCCUAACUGCAAACUCUGA